GUCCUCGAUGGUGAAUUGGGAGGGGUCGAGAGAGGCAUUGUCGAAGUCGUCAUCAGAGGUGGGUUGAGUGGUGUCGUUAUGAAAAAAGAGGAAGCGGGAGGGAGCGGGCGCGGACUGGUGAUGGGGGUGGAAUCGAUUGUGGUGAAGCAUGCGAGAGAGGAGGUCAGCAAGGGGCAUGUCGGGUUCGUGGGCGAGAGCGGUGGCAAGAUCUUUGUGGCAUACUCGCUUGAUGCGGGAGAUGAACGCAAAGUCGGGAAUGACGGUGGUGGGGAGGUGAUGGCGGAGGGAGCGGAUGUAUUGGACGAAGCGGUCUGUGGGACCGGUUUGGCGGAGGUGGCAAAAUUGUUCGAGGUAGUCGUCAAUGGUUUUCUGGGGGCGAAAGGUGGCAGCGAGAAGUUUGGCCCAUUGGAGGAAGGAGUGAUGUGGUCCUCCAGAGGCUCGGCAGUUGCUGACUUCAGCCAUCCACCAUUUGGCGGCAUUGCCGAGGAGGCGGGAGGUGGCAAUGGGGAGCCAGUGGGCAAGGGGCAUGUGGUGGAGGUGAAAAGAGUUAUGGAGCUGGGUUAGGAAGAGGAAAACGUCCUCGUGGGGGAGGCCGGAGAAGGACAUGAUUUCGCCCGAUCGGAGGAAUGGGGGAUUUCCCCGUCUCGGUGAACGAUCUG
Chara braunii is the source of this 659-nucleotide messenger RNA. The record is from the annotation of a GenBank genome assembly. NCBI's taxonomy places the organism in Eukaryota, Viridiplantae, Streptophyta, Charophyceae, Charales, Characeae.